CACAUGUUCAUUUAUAUAUUUUCUGUUCAUAGUCUAUCCAUUGUGUACUGGCAUGUUGAGCGUCAUAGUCUUCCUCACAUAGAAGAAAAGCACGUCCUCAUCACAGGCUGUGAUAGUGGCUUUGGAAAUUUGAUUGCAAGGCAACUUGACAAACGAGGGUUUUAUGUCAUUGCUGCAUGUCUGACAGAAAAAGGAGCCCAGGAGCUGAAGGCUACUACCUCUGCUAAACUGAAGACUGUCUCACUGAAUGUAACAGAUUCUGACAGCAUUGCUCAAACGUUUGAGUUUGUUGAAAAAGAAGUUGGUAGCAAAGGUCUCUGGGGACUGGUGAAUAAUGCUGGCAGAGCUACACCAAUUGGGCCAACUGACUGGAUGCAGAUGGACGAUUUUCAUAAAGUUCUAAAUGUUAACCUUAUAGGACUAAUUGAAGUCACUCUAAAAUUUCUACCACUUCUGAAAAUUAACAAAGGAAGAGUAGUAAAUGUUGCAAGUGUCAUGGGUCGACUAGCAUUUGGUGGAGGUGGAUAUUGCUUGUCAAAAUGGGGAGUGGAGUCUUUCUCUGAUAGUCUGAGGAGAGAUGUACAGUUCUUUGGAGUAAACGUAAGUAUUGUUGAACCUGGCUUCUUUAAGACAGGUGUUACCAACAUAGAAAUUAUUGAGAAAGAUUUAAAACGACUGUGGGACAAAUUACCUCCUUCUGUGAAAGAUGACUAUGGGCCUAAGUACUUAGAUAAAUAUAUGAAAGUUCAGAGACUGUCAAUGAAUACAUUUUGUGAUUCUGACAUUUCUAAAGUCACAAAAUGCAUGGAGCAUGCCUUGAUGGCAAGAUUCCCACGGACCCGUUAUUCUGCUGGUUGGGAUGCAAAGUUCUUCUGGAUUCCUUUAUCAUAUGCUCCAGCGUUUGUAGCAGAUGUGAUGCUUCGUUUACUGCUGCCUUCCCCAGAUGGCAACAAAAAAGCAUCAGUGUCCAGAAAUCAAGUUGAUGUAUAAUACAGAAGAGUGGAAAUCCUAACUAAGGCAUAGAUCUGACGCUAGAUACAUUUUGGUGAAAAUGCAUUUUGAUAUAAGUCAUUUUUUUUUGUCUUGAAACCUACUUUAAAAGUAAUCAUGGACUCUGGACUUAAAACAGAUAUUCUAGAUCUGCUAAAUGAAAGCAGUAAUGUUUAUUACUCUUUAAAGGGGUUGAGAAUGGUCAUACCUUUGGUAUUAAUUGAAUAUUUCUUAUAGUGUUUUAUUAUGAAUUGCAGAGCCGUGAAAUAAAGCUACCUAAUGUGCUCAUACUUUGCAAGAGUAACUUAUAACAUUGGAGAUAUGUGACAAUGGUCUUUUUAUUAUUUGUUUAUUUCUUUAAAAUAUGUGACACAUUUCACCUUUUCAUUUCAUUUCACAUAUUAAAAGAAAUGUUGA
Messenger RNA from Protopterus annectens (West African lungfish), 1407 nucleotides. Its product is annotated as retinol dehydrogenase 7-like. NCBI's taxonomy places the organism in Eukaryota, Metazoa, Chordata, Ceratodontiformes, Protopteridae. The transcript has 6 exons. The record is from RefSeq and is a predicted model, not a curated record. The annotation marks the transcript as partial.